Molecule: messenger RNA, 4435 nt
Organism: Physella acuta
Lineage: Eukaryota; Metazoa; Mollusca; Gastropoda; Physidae
Product: zinc finger protein 271-like
Biological process (GO): regulation of transcription by RNA polymerase II
Cellular component (GO): nucleus
Molecular function (GO): RNA polymerase II cis-regulatory region sequence-specific DNA binding; DNA-binding transcription activator activity, RNA polymerase II-specific
Source: RefSeq, a predicted model, not a curated record
GGUACUCUAGUUAUUGUGUUCAGAGUGACCCAAAAUAGAUAAAAAUAAAUAAAAAUUAAUAAACAUUGUAGCUCUGUUGGGCUUAUAAAUUAAAACGUAAAACCUGAUUUAUAAUCAUGUUACAGCAGUAGUACAAAUUAUAAAAAUGUCUACUUAUUUUUAUUUAAUUCAGCCCAAUUUUUAUAACAGAAGAAUAAAUACUUAGUUACGGCAGGCUUUGUUUAGUGACUGCUGCACACUUUAUAGUACCUGUAAAAACUGAAUGAAAAUGCCAGAAAGGAGAUCAUUUAUUAUAAGGCAUCUACAAACUCCAAUCUACUGUAGCUACUAGGCCUAUACAAAUAUUUAAAAGUUUGAAAACAAUUUGAAUUAACAUUUAAAAUAUUUUAUCCUCAGUUAAUUUAUAAGAAGCAAGGCAGCAUGGGAGAGGCAACAUGUGAUUUAGAUAUACAGUCAGAGGAAUUAACAGAAUUUUCAUAUUCUAAAGAUGUGAAGCCAGAGCUAUCUACAUUAUUUUCAUCUUCUACUGACAUAAAAACAGAAGUAUCAACAAUUUUGACUUUCCAUGAUAUGAAACCAGACAUGACAUUUAUAACUCCACGGGAUUUUAAAACCGAUGUUACACCACAAUUUUUAUCUUCUAAAGAUACAAAAACAGAGUAUACAACAUUUUCAUCUUUUGAUGAUGUAAAACACAAUACGAAAUUAAUAACUUCUCAAGAUGUAACAACAGGAUUUUUAAUUAAUAAAGAUAUGGAACCUGCUGUAUCAGCAAUAUGUACAAGAUCUGGAGAUAUAAAAUCAGAAUUAGAAAUGUUAUCAACUAGAGAAGAUAUGAAUUCAGAAUUAGCAAUGUUAGCAAGAAGUGAUGAUAUAAAACCAGAUUUAUGGACAAAAUUUAUAGAUUUUGAGGACAAACAACAAAAAGGACUAGAAGAAAAGCUAAUACUUUCUGAAGACGAAACAUUUGUUUCUGUUGAUCAUCAUGAACAUUUUUUUCAGAGAUCUAACUUGAAUAAACAUAAACAAGCUCAAGUAGGGGAGAGGCCUCUUGAAUGUGAUGAUUGUCAUAAAAAGUUUUCAAACAUUUCUAGUUUAAGUGAACAUAAGAAAGUCCAUUUAAUGGUUAAGCCUUAUGAAUGUGAUGUUUGUCAUAAAAAGUUUUCAGACAGUUCUAGUUUAAGUGAACAUAAGGAAAUCCAUUUAAUUGUUAAGCCUUAUGAAUGUGAUGUUUGUCAUAAAAAGUUUUCACACAGUUCUAGUUUAAGUAAACAUAAGAAAGUCCAUUUAAUGGUUAAGCCUUAUGAAUGUGAUGUUUGUCAUAAAAAGUUUUCAUACAGUUCUAGUUUAAAUAAACAUAAGAAAGUACAUUUAAUGUUUAAGCCAUAUGAAUGUGAUGUUUGUCAUAAACAGUAUUCAUACAGUUCUAGUUUAAGUAUACAUAAGAAAGUCCAUUUAAUGGUUAAGCCAUAUGAAUGUGAUGUUUGUCAUAAAAAGUUUUCAUACAGUUCUAGUUUAAAUAAACAUAAGAAAGUACAUUUAAUGGUUAAGCCAUAUGAAUGUGAUGUUUGUCAUAAAAAGUUUUCAUACAGUUCUAGUUUAAGUAAACAUAAGACAGUCCAUUUAAUGGUUAAACCAUAUGAAUGUGAUGUUUGUCAUAAAAAGUUUUCAGGUAGUUCUAGUUUAGGAAACCAUAAAAAAAUGCAUUUAAUGUUUAAGCCUUAUGAAUGUGAACUAUGUCAUAAAAAGUUUUCACACAGUUCUACUCUAAGCAUACACAUAAAAAUUCAUUUAGGGGUUAAGCCUUAUGAAUGUGUUGUUUGUCAUAAAAAGUUUUCAUGCAGUUCUACUCUAAACAAACACAAAAAAAUUCAUUUAGUAGUUAAGCCCUAUGAAUGUGAUGUUUGUCAUAAAACAUUUUCAUACAGUUGUAAUUUUAAUGCACACAAAAAAGUUCAUUUAGGAGUUAAACCAUAUGAAUGUGAUCUUUGUCACAAAAAGUUUUCAGACAGUUCUACUCUAAGCAAUCACAAAAAAAUUCAUUUAGUAGUUAAGCCCUAUGAAUGUGAUGUUUGUCAUAAAAAGUUUUCAGAUAGUUCUAAUUUUAAUGCACACAAAAAAAUUCAUUCAGGAGUUAAACCAUAUGAAUGUGAUCUCUGUCAUAAAAAGUUUUCAUUCAGUUCUAGGUUAAAUAAACAUAAAAAAGUCCAUUCAGGAGAUAAGCCACAUGAAUGUGAUGUUUGUCAUAAAAGGUUUUCAGACAGUUCUACUCUAAGCAAACACAAAAUAAUUCAUUCAGGAGUUAAACCAUAUGAAUGUGAUUUUUGUCAUAAAUUUUUUUCAUACAGUUCUAAUCUAAGCACACACAAAAAAAUUCAUUUAGAGGUUAAGCCUUAUAAAUGUGAUGUUUGUCAUAAAAAGUUUUCAGCCACUUCUAAUUUCAUAAAACACAAAAAAAUUCAUUUAGGGGUUAAGCCUUUUGAAUGUGAUGUUUGUCACAAAAGGUAUUCAAAUAGUUCUGCUCUAAGCAAACACAAAGAAAUUCAUUUAGUGGUUAAGCCUUAUGAAUGUGAUCUUUGUCAUAUAGGAUUUUCACAUAGUUCUGGUUUAAGUAGGCACAAAAAAAAUCAUUCAGGAGAUAAAUUCUAUAAAUCUGAUGUUGGUCAUGAAAACUUUAUUGAGAAGAGUGUAUGAUAAUAUUUUUUAAAUUGUUGACGCACCAGUCCACUACUGUCAUUACAAAAAAGGGCAAUAAAACUGGUUACUAGCUUGUCUAGUAGCCUGGAUUCUUUUGUUACAACUAAUAUACUUCCAUUAAAUAAAAAGAUAAUAUAUACUAAAGAAAUUUUUUAAUAUAAAAUAUUCCAGGGAACAGCCCCCUCUUACUUAUCAGACCUUUUUUCUUUUAACACAAAUUUAAAUCUUCGUCUUAGUUUACUGAUCCCCUAUACAACUUUUUUCCAAAAACAUAGCUUCGCCUACUGUUUCUAAUUUGUGGAACAACCUUCCUAAUAAAAUAAAACUUUCUAGAUAUGAAAAUAUAUUCAAAACUUAACUAAAAAACAAUUAUUUAAUGACUUCUUCAUUGCAACACUUCUCAUUCAUCUAUUAAUAUGUUCUUAUUUUAUCUGGUUUUGAAUUAUAACUAUAGUAAUAUUAUUUCAUUAUUCCACAUUUUUUAGUGCUUUGUUACUAUCUCUUUAUUACACAAUUGCUUUUUUAAAUGCUGUUAUUACAUUGUUGCGUUGUUUGUUUAUAUUUUAAAACAGCCAAUGUGAAAAAAAGGCCUCCGUGCCUACUAUUGUUACUGUUAUUGAAUUCAUGAUCUGUAUAUAUUAAUAAUAGGAAGGAUAGCAUGUUUUAGUUCUACUUCCAGGUCACUUGUAUAUAUUUUUGUAUGUAUGCAAAUACAGCUAAAUUGAUGUUUAUUACAUACAUUUAAAUAAAAAUAAAAGGUAAUAGCAGACUAUUCUUAAUAAAUGAUAAUAGUAAAAUUACCUAAUUUAAAAAUUUAUGAAAACUUUACCCACAAUAGUGUAUGAUAAUAUUUUUUUAAUUGUUGAAGCACCAAUAGAAAAGACAUUCUAAUCUUCAAUUUAUUCAUUAUCUAGUAGAAUCUAUAUAUUAAUUUUAGGAUAGCAUGUAUUAAUUCUACUUGUAGGACACUUGUAUAUAUUUUGGUAUUUUAUUUGCAAAUACAGCUAAAUUGAUGUUUAUUGCAUACAUUUAAAUGAAAAUAAAAGAUAAUAGCAGACUAUUAUUAAUAAAUUAUUAUAGUAAAAUUACCCAAUUUAGACCAUCCUUGUGGCUGAACAUUUAUAGUUGAUCUUUUCUUUGGUCUCAGUCUGAGAAGUGUAAGUGGGGUCAUUCCCUAAAACUAAACAAUUAUCAGUUUCUAAUGCUUGAUACUAUUCCACUUUCUUAACACGUUUUUAUUAACUCAGCUUCGCGUGUGUUUGUUGUCAAAAUUGACAUCGAAAAUUAGCCCACUUCUGAUUGCUCUAUAGAUCUGAAAUUUGGCAUGUAGGUUACUUUCGCCUAACAAUUUCAGAUGCAAUCAUAAAAACUAGCAAUUAGAGACCGUAAUUAGCUUAAUUUAAUUACGCCCCAAGGACCAUAAAAUUGAGGACAUGAUUUCUAAAGAUACCGACAAGACUGGAGGCCUAUUGACACAGUUACUUCGGCCCCAAUCGAUGUGAGCGCGCUGGCUGUGAUCGUAUAGUGGUUAGUACUUCGCGUUGUGGCCGCGACAACCCAGGUUCGAAUCCUGGUCGCUCAAGAUUUUUAGUCCGUGUAUUUAUAAACACUUAGUCAAGUCAUACUUAAUCAAGUCAUUAGAUAAAGUAGAAAAUAAACUAUAUAAAAAACUUUUUUAAAAACCACGUUUUUCAUGUGUAGCAACGGACUAAAAAGGAGAAAAUAAAAUACUUAAAAA